AUGAACUGGGCCCGGCAAACUCCGCGAGGCUCACCCCCCGACAAGGGCAGCUUCCCUCUCGAUCACUUUGGAGAGUGCAAGGCCCUUAUGCAGACCUUCAUGUCCUGUUUAAAGGAACAUGAAUACAACCAGAGGAAGUGCCGGGUAGAGAGCAGAGAGUAUUUGCAGUGUAGAAUGGACAAUGAUCUCAUGGUAAGUGAGGAUUUAGAUGAUCUGGGGUUCAAUGAUAACAUUACUAAAUCAGAUCAGCCCGGGUUCAAUGAUAACAUUACUAAAUCUGAUCAGCCCGGGUUCAAUGAUAACAUUACUAAAUCAGAUCAGCCUGAUAAAAAAGAAGAAGUUGUAUCUUGA
This is a messenger RNA of Bolinopsis microptera, 351 nucleotides long. RefSeq names its product cytochrome c oxidase assembly protein COX19-like. The transcript has a single exon. NCBI's taxonomy places the organism in Eukaryota, Metazoa, Ctenophora, Tentaculata, Lobata, Bolinopsidae. Gene Ontology annotation, cellular component: mitochondrial intermembrane space. The record is from RefSeq and is a predicted model, not a curated record. The coding region runs from base 1 to 351 and encodes 116 amino acids. Gene Ontology annotation, biological process: mitochondrial respiratory chain complex IV assembly.